AUGUUCUUUUAUUCUGAUGUUCAAUUGCGUUAUAUUUUUCCUAUAGAAGAGAUUGUUAUUUUAUUUUAUUCUUUAUUUUUUUUCUUUUUCUCCUUUUAUCUACGUCUUUCUCUCUAUUCUUUAUUAAUAUUUCUUUUCAUCUGUUUCUCAGACACUGCUUCUCGUUCUGUCUUUUUUUUUCUUUUCUUGGACUCUAUUUGCUUCUUCUCUCUCUCUUCUAUUUUAUUCUUUUCUUUUCAAAGCUUCUAUUAUCCAUCACUUUCUCUCUCUUCUUUUCUAAGAUUCUAUUCUCUUCUCUUUUUCUCUCUCUUUUUCUUAGAUUAUAAUCUCCCUUUCUCUCUCUCUUCUUUCUCACCCUCCAUUCUUCUUCUCUCUCCUUUUCUCACACUUCAUUCGCUCCUUCCCUCUUCUUUUAUGAGUCUACAUUCACUCUUUUUUUCAUUCACUCCCUACGAAACUUCUCUCUUCCUUUCUAACAUUCUAUUCACUCUUUCUCUCUCGUUUUCUCACACUCCAUUCUCUUUUCCUCUCUUCUUUUCCCACAUUCUAUACGCUAUUUCCUUUUAUUCUUUUCUGAAAAUCUAUUUGCUCUUUUUCUCUUCUUUUCUCAGAUUCUAUUCUCUCUAUCUUUUUGUCUCUAUUUUUUUCUCUCUCAUGAUCAGUUCUGUUAUUAUUUCCUUUUUCUUAUUUCUUCCUCUCCAUUGUCUUUGUUUAUGCAUUUAUUUCACUGCAUCUUUAUUUCUUUCUCAUUUCCCUUUUUCCAUGAUUUCUUUGCUUUUAUCUUUCUUUUCUACAUUUCCUAUUUUUUCUUUCUUACAUUUUUCUUUUUUCAAUCGUUUUUUUCUUUUCAUUGUUCUUCCUUUUUUUCUAUAUUUCUUGCUGUUUGUCUUUCUUUUUAUCCAUCACCUCUUUUUCUUUCUUCUUCCUUUUGUUUUCUAUAUUUUUGUUGUUUUUCUUUUCUUUCUAUCCAUUGCUCUUUCUUUUCUUUUUCCUUUUUUUUUCUAUAUUUAUUGCAUUUUUCUUCCUUUCUAUCCAUCACGCUCUUUUUUGUUAUUUCUUUCCUUUUUUGCUUCCCUCAGUUACGUAUUUACUUACUUUUCCUUUGUUCAUUCUGUGUUUUCUUUCUGGUUUGGUUUUUUUUUUCUUUCAUUUCUUAUUUCUUUCUUUUCUAUGUCUUUUUUUUUUACUAGUUUCACUAUUUCUUUUUCUUUACUUCUUUCAUUUUUUCUAUGCUCAUUCAAUCAUAAUAUGAUCAUUUCUUUUAUUAAUACAUUACUUCUUUCUUUGUUUCUUUCUUUUUUCUUUCUUUCUUUCUUUCUUUCUUUCUUUCUUUCUUUCUUUCUUUAUUUCUUUCUUCCUACUUCCCAUGUUUAUUCUAUUUCUGUAACCGUUAAAUUUUAA
Messenger RNA from Acanthosepion pharaonis, 1401 nucleotides. Lineage: Eukaryota; Metazoa; Mollusca; Cephalopoda; Sepiida; Sepiidae. The record is from the annotation of a GenBank genome assembly.